AUGCCUUUUAAUGACAACUACCACUGUUACAGGAUGACACUGGAGUAUCAGCAAAUGAGUGAGCAGAAUAACUUCAGAAUCAAGUCCGGUGCCAUUACACACGCGCCCGCUACAUCGCCCGUGGCAAUAGCCGCAGCCGCCACUGACGAUGACAUCACUUCCGCCCCCACCGACCUCGCAGCCUCCACGAUCGCCGCUCAGACAACCGCCUCCACGAUCGCCAUGAAGACAAUCGCCGACAGAUUCGUGACCUCCGCGGCUAUGGGAAUAACUCUGUCUCUGUGCUCGCCGCAGCCACUUCCGCCCCCACACUUUGAUCCCCUUCCUGGAGCGAUUACCAUAGCACAGGCCAUGAUCUUCUGUCAUACUCGCAAGACUGCUGGUUGGCUGGCAGCUGAAUUGUCUAAAGAGGGUCAUCAAGUAGCACUGCUAAGUGGAGAGAUGAUGGCAGAGCAACGAGCCGCUGUGAUCCAGCGCUUCCUGGAUGGCAAAGAGAAAGUACUUGUCACAACUAAUGUCUGCGCAAGAGGAAUUUAUGUUGAGCAGGUCUCCGUCGUCAUAAACUUUGACCUUCCAGUGGAUAAAGAUGGUAAUCCAGACUGCGAGACAUACCUUCACAGAAUUGGACGAACAGGUCGUUUUGGCAAACGUGGCUUGGCUAUUAACAUGAUGGACAGUAAAUACAGCAUGAAUAUCCUCAACCGAAGCUAG
Molecule: messenger RNA, 711 nt
Organism: Chiloscyllium plagiosum (whitespotted bambooshark)
Lineage: Eukaryota; Metazoa; Chordata; Chondrichthyes; Orectolobiformes; Hemiscylliidae
Source: RefSeq, a predicted model, not a curated record